This is a messenger RNA of Periconia digitata, 2128 nucleotides long. Lineage: Eukaryota; Fungi; Ascomycota; Dothideomycetes; Pleosporales; Periconiaceae. The record is from the annotation of a GenBank genome assembly.
GCUGCCCCAUCCUGGCGCCAUCUGCCCGACCGGGGGGGCCCUCAAACCCGCAAACUUCAUGCCCUAUCCGAAUCGGCCAAACACGACUUCGCCAUUGUUCAAUCAACUCCAGCCCGCCCGGCGUUUGAUCGCCCUCUGCCUGUCUAUGCGCAGCGGAGCAGCAAGCAAAAAAAAAAAAAAACGAAAACAUGUCCAAUGGCCCGAGUGCAAAACAACAGCAGCCAACUGCCGACGGACGGAAGAAUCAACGACGUCGUCGUCGUCAACAGCGGAACUCCAGAACCGCCCAGGCAAGGCCCCGUCAGGGUCCGCUUAGCCAGUAGCCCCUCGAGCCAUCCCAAUCGGGCCUCACUAGCCACACCUCUAAUUUCCAUUGCAGCUGUGGCGCUUCGUAUCGCCGGAAGCUUAAUCAACCACGCAGUUUGACCUUUUUUGGCCUGCCCACUCCCCAACUCCGCCAGCAAUUGCUCCACUUACGCUGCCUUCUCUUCCGUUUGUGUCGCUGCCAAUCUCCACGCCCUCCUCCAAACGGGCAAAUGGCACUGGCGGAUGGUUCCCUCCUCACGUCCACCGCGCCACAUCAUCACCGACAACAGCAUUCAACAUUGUUCAAUUCAUUCACCGCUCCCAAGAAUACCGCCGUCUACUCCCCAUCUUCAAACUUCAAAGCCGUUCGUUUCUCAUUCUUGUUUAUUUGUCACUUCGGAUUCGAUUCCAUUGGAGAGAUCUUGAACCACCAUGGCUGUGACGCAAUUUUUAGAUCCAACCCCACAUGCGUUGCACAGUCGGACCGUUCGACCCAGAAACAUUUGUGUUUUUUUCUUCUUUUUCCCCGUCCUGUUGGGCUGUGCCACUCUCUUUCGUCGCUGUUCGUUUGUUCGCAUGUCCUCCUUAUUGGAAAUCUGUCACCGCCUGCCUACCCGCUUACUUCGGUGUCCCUCUUGUCCCUCGCUUCUCUCUCGUGCGCGCGCCCCCCAAUGGCACGCCGUAUAUCGGCAUGAACACGGUCACCAUGCCACCCGAAACCCUGGGAAAGAUAAAAACAUAUCCCUCCUCAAAGCCGUGUUGGUAGACCGACCAACUUGACACCCCAUCGCACCGCCACCUUUUUUUAACCCUCUCCCCCCCGGACACACGAGUUUCCGAACCCAACAGCGUGACAGGCGGGCGUCUAUAUUUGUGUAGCGGGGGACUGACUGUGAACACAGAGGGAACAUGCCAGUUGCCAAUCAUCUUCUGACCUGUCCUUCCAUCUAUCAUGAUCAUGUGCAUCCAUCCAUUCAACUUAUUUCAAGAGCUGUCAUCGUUGUUGUUAAGACAUGCAUCAAAACGCCUCGACUAGUGCGGCGCCUUUGUCUUUCCCCCCAUCUUUUCUUAGCGUGCUGAAGGAGCAUUUAAAAACUUUGCAAUAAUCUACGCACCCGCUUGCAGCGGCGUAUCUUUAUUGCUUAGUUCGUUGGUUUUGUUGCAUGGCUGGGGGGAGGGAGCAGUACUGUUGCAUUGCGGUGCGGUUGUCGGUCUGUGGUUUGUGCUGCGGCGUCGUCGUUGCUUUGUUGUUGCUUGCUGGCUAGUGCGUGUGGCACUGGGCAAAGGUUAUUUGAACGAACGGUGAACCCUAUCCAUCGGUCAAGGUUGGCUACUUCGAUUGCGCCAUUUUGAUGCUGUGCACAAUUGUCUUGGAUUCUUUUUUUCUGUUUUAGAGUUCUGAUAUUAUCUGUUUUUGUGGCUGAGAGGCUGGGUUUCGGCUGCGCGUCAUCGGAUUGGAUCUAACAGUAAAAAGGCAUAUUGUACUGUGCACAGCUUAAUCUCAUCCACCUACGACACUCAUCUACGCAAUCCACGAAUCGCACCCAUUUCCUCUCCCCUGUCCCUCUGCAUUUGCUUCUUCGCGAAUACCAUCUGCGCUUUUAUUCUUCCUUCUUGUUGCCUUGCCUUGCCAUACCCCUUCCCAACCCCAUCAAACAAUAACCACUCGCGACUACAACAUUACAGAAAUUCACCCCUCAUCCCUGCUCCUCUUGCACUCCGCAGAUCCCCGCCCCACGCAAAGAGAAAAGCGCCGAUCCACAUCUCCCAGCACCAGCAUCAAAAAAUAUCCCGACGAAUCAUUGACCCGCAUUUCUUUUCU